Messenger RNA from Nematocida ausubeli, 579 nucleotides. RefSeq lists its product as uncharacterized. The coding region runs from base 1 to 579 and encodes 192 amino acids. The transcript has a single exon. The record is from RefSeq and is a predicted model, not a curated record. Gene Ontology annotation, biological process: response to oxidative stress. Gene Ontology annotation, molecular function: glutathione peroxidase activity. Lineage: Eukaryota; Fungi; Microsporidia.
AUGUCCAUAUUAGUUGUAUUUUUUUGUCUCUAUCUUCUAAGCAUGAGUUCCCAGACAAAGUCAAGCACAGAAGAAGUAGGUUUUUACAAUUUUAAGGAAAAAGCAAUUGAUGGAAACGAAGUGAACUUUUCCAGAUAUAAGGGAAAGGUAUGUCUUGUUGUGAACACUGCAUGCAAGUGUGGGCUGGCUAAGAAUGGAUUUGCCACAAUUAAAAAGCUGCAGGAGAACUUUAAAGACCUGCAGAUUCUUCUCUUUCCAAGCGCAAUAAGCACGUUCAUCGACCAGGAGAAGGAUAGUUCUGAGGAAAUAAUUGAGGAAAUAGCAAAGUCCGGGAUAGUACUGAAGGACGAGAACAUAGUUGUAUUCAAAAAAAGUGUUAUUAACAGCUCAGUAGGGAUAUUUAACUGGCUUACGUCUACAUAUGAAAAAAGCGGAUGGUUUAACAUAAAGUCAAUUAAAUGGAACUUUACCAUGUUUGUGGUUGAUAAGACAGGAAGAAGAGUGGACAGGCACGAUCCAACCAGUGCAACUUAUCCAAAUGUUGAGAAGUCAGUUAAUAAGUUUUAUAGCGAAUUAUAA